AUGGGACUGUUCGGCCAUUCCACCUCCCAAUCCGUCCUCCUCGAGCCCUUCCACCCGCCCAUCGGCCUCAAUGCCGCCUUUUGCAUGCCCCACGUCGAGACGCUCGUCAUGAAGGAGAAGAUGUGGAGUUUCAGUGGCGACGAUUUCAGUAUUCAGAAUUCGGCGGGGCAGGAUGUGGUGCGGUGUCAUGGACAGGCGUUUAGUUGGCGGGAUCGCAAGGAAUUUAAAGACGCGCGACAAAUGCCACUGUUCACCGUCCGUAAUAAAGUACUCGCGUUCCACAAGACGCAGUUGAUCGAGGCUAUGGACGGCACUGAUCUUUGUACGGUCAAGAAGAAAUUCUCUAUCGGCUCCUCACGCAUGAUCGCCUCCUUCCACAACCUCGCCUCCGCGAACGCUUCCUCCUCCUCUCACGACCUCAUCGAACUGGAGUGUAAAGGCGAUUGGUUCGAUCGAUCCGCAAUAAUAACCCUUCUCGGCACCGAACGCGUCGUCGGCCAGAUAUCGCGCAAGAUCUUGAAUAUGAGAGAGGUCAUUGGUGGGCAGCAGACUUACGCAGUAACAAUCGCACCAGGCGUCGACGUCGCGCUCAUGGCGGCGCUUUGUGUAUGUUUCGACGAGGCAUUUAAUGAGUCGCAGAAUUAG
This is a messenger RNA of Stereum hirsutum FP-91666 SS1, 645 nucleotides long. RefSeq names its product DUF567-domain-containing protein. The coding region runs from base 1 to 645 and encodes 214 amino acids. The transcript is spliced from 5 exons. NCBI's taxonomy places the organism in Eukaryota, Fungi, Basidiomycota, Agaricomycetes, Russulales, Stereaceae. The record is from RefSeq and is a predicted model, not a curated record.